This is a messenger RNA of Oppiella nova, 2110 nucleotides long. Lineage: Eukaryota; Metazoa; Arthropoda; Arachnida; Sarcoptiformes; Oppiidae. The record is from the annotation of a GenBank genome assembly.
AGGGCCUAUGAGAACAACAUAACGCCGGCCUCCCAUUCGCGGCCGUAUUUGAUCUUAUUUUACGGCGACCUGUGCUUCGCGUGCCUUCAGAUGGAGACCUAUUGGCAGAAGAUUGUGACCGAUUUGGAGCCAUUAGGGGUGGGCUUCGCGACCAUUCACUCGCAACACGAGAGCAAAUUGGCCCGAAAGCUGUCCGUUCAGACACUGCCGUACAUCAUAUCCCUCGUGGACGGCGAGACCCGCGCCUACAGGGAAUCGACGAUCAAUUUACCCAAUAUUGUGGAAUUCAUACGCAAAUCGCUGCCCAAAGAUCUGGUGCAAGAGGUGAACGACAAUAACUACUACCAGUUUCUGAACGGCUGGCACGACAACAGAGUGCGCACACUCUUCAUCACCGAAGAGUCCAAUAUUAGGCUCCGGUACCAAUUGGUGGCCUUUGAGUUCAGAGAGCGCAUAGCCUUCGCUCACGUGACCGCUGACGACAGCUCGCGGCAGAUACUGAGCCGCUAUAGAGUGGACCCGAAGAUGAAUUCGAUGCUUAUAUUCAACGAAGACAUCACUAGAACGACGGCCACUCUAUCGGUGUUUGAGUUGAAGCCGCAGCUCAUGCGCGACGUCCUCGAGUCCAAUAAGUUUCUACUUUUGCCACGACUUGCGUCUCAGGCGAUGUUCGACCAGUUGUGUCCGACAGAGAGCGUGCGCUCCCGGCGCCGCUUAUGCGUGGUUUUGGUGACCAAUAAUAUACCGGAACACGAGUCCAAACGGGAAGCGAUGCGCGAAUAUAUGCGCGAAAAUAAUUACCCGAAAGAGAGGUUUCGGUUCAUGUAUUUGUUUGAAGAGAAACAGCCGGAGUUUGUCAAAGCGCUCACCAGUGGCUCCAAUGCGCCCCUAACCAGCCCUACCCUACAAGUGGUGGUCUUAUGGCGCCGGCAAUCCGAUAGAGUGUUCUACGAAUGGCUGCCCAAUGGUUGGGAUGUCAAUGACAGCCAACACGAGAACGAAACCAAAAGAAAUUUAAAUAAUUUGUUAACAAAAUUGGUUCAAAACACUGAAGAGUUUACAAACGAUGCCAAAGUAGUGGCACUCAUUGAUGAGUCCGUUCACGGAUUGUUUGGCAAAAUUGUCAAAAAGAUUCUCAUUAUUACUGAUAAUAUCAGUGAUAACAUCACCAGGAAAGAGGUCUUACCCGCGAUAUCUAUAGUACUGUCCGUCAGUUUUAUCGUAUUUAUCGGCUAUAUUAUGGCUUAUUUAGUACGUAUAGAAGAGGAGACUAUUAAAGAGAAAUAUAAACGACUGGGAAAACAGAUGCCCGGAGUCUCUAAACCUAAAAAUGAUUGUAAACUAAAUAUUCACGAAUUACGGGGCGAAACAUACAAUGGUUUGGUUAGACUAUUAAAGCCCGGCUGUCGGACAAUAGUAUUACUGAUGGACACGCCAUCCAAAGCUAAACUAUUGCCACAAUUCUAUAGAGCACUCUAUCCUUAUAGAAGAAAUAAGACACUUAUGUUUGCCUACUUAUUCGUGGAGAAAAACCUCGAUUGGUAUCGAAAACUACUGAUGCAAACACUGGGAGAGCACAAGGAGUUACAGAUUAACCCCAAGAACUGUAUCGGAACUGUUAUAUCAUUGAACGGCUUUAGGAAAUACUUCUGUGUAUAUCACGCCAAACACCCGGAGAAACGAAAGCCACGCGAAGGCACUUCCAGCGCAUUCAUGGGCUUCGAUGACGACUCCGACAACUCGGACACAGACAUCGAGUGCGGGAACCCAUCGCUAAUACAUCGACAGACGGGUGAUAUCGACGACGAGAUUGUCUUUGAGGCGCACCUGUUGGACGGACUGUCCAAUUGGUUGGACAGACUGUUUGAGGGCUCCACUCAACGCUAUCAUAUCCAGUAUUGGCCCGAACACAUGAAAUAGUGGUCAUUACGAGUAAUGGUGAUCGUGUCUUGUGGUCAGCAAAUGUUUAGUCAAUCAUUGGAUCAAUUGUUUGUCGACAUCGAAACAACGUUUACUUAAUAUACUUGUAUUUCUUAUAUUAUGUAAUAAUUGACAAAUACUAGCGACUAUUUAUUAUUAUAAUUGAAUUAUUUAUUGAGAUUUGAGGCAC